AGUGGGACGGGGGCCACAGUGGCUUCCAUGGCAUGGAAGUGGAGGUUCGAGAAGAGGCUUCAGCGCCCCAAACGCCAAAAGGGGGCGCGAGAGGCACCCCCGUACCGCCACUAUUGGCUACGCGAGACCAACCUGCGCUCUUAGAUGGUCAAGUAGUCCAAGUCCGUGUCGAGGAAGUUCUGCUUGUGGUCCUUGUUCUACUAAUUUGGAUAGGAGCCAUUGCACUGUUCUUCAACCGCUGGGGAAAAAUUCGAAUGUUGGAGCCCUAUCAACCGAAAUUCCACCAGCAGCCGCACAGACCGUCAUGUCCACUGGCACCCCUUAGCCCCCCUAGCAUCAAUCAUCAAGUGAGCAACACGCUGCCGAAGGCUCAAAAACCGACAACACGCAUGUCGUUUUCCAAGUACAACGUAAACGCCUUAACUGAUCCACUUUCCGUUUUACCAUCACCGAUUAUUAGAAGACCUCGUCAGAAUUCCGUCUUUGUCGGUAGCUCCAUAUUUUUAAAUCCACCACCGCGAAGAGUGAAGUCGGCAACAGACAUCCAUAAUAUCGGUGUAUUUGAUCACAGCUCUACUACUUCACUUGCAGGAUCGGUUAUUCCAAUUAUCAGUCGAGAUCGUCGACCAUCUCUCAUACCAUAGAACGUCCUGAUCGACCAAUAUUCAUAUCACGACGUCGCCCAUCGAUAACCGUCGAAAGACCUCCAUAUCAAUGCCCUAAAGGUAGAAGAUCGUCAUGCUUUGUAGAAAGAACAUCUGCUAGACAUAGGAAUUUUAUUAGUUUUGAACAUCAAGAUCGUCGAACGCCUUCUACUUUCGUUGUUAACGAAAGAUCGUGCAGUUAUCAUCAGCCGACAAUAAGUUUUGAAACACCAAUGGAAUCACUGGAGUCUUCAGAACCUUCAAAGCCUUUUCGACCAACACGAGUCAACGCCAAACCGAAAAUAUCGCGAAGCUUCGAGCAACCAACUGCUAUCAAACUAAAACCCGAGAGAAUGGCAAAUAGUCUUGAUGUCAGUAGUUCGUUUAAUAUUGACCGGCGGUAUUCUAUUCCAGAAGAGGAUAGAGCAGCACCAGUUAUAAUACAACUAGAAGAACUAAAAUUAACAGCGCCUUUAUUAGAAAAUAUAAAAAGUUCAGAUGUGUAGUUUUUUUUGUUAUGUAAAUUGAUCAUCUUCAAUUAACAAUUUAAUUUUAUAUGUCCAUUUAUUGUAUUGAAACUAAACAUUUUCUUACUUGCAGCUUAAAAUAGAAAUAUCAAUAACUAGACCUGGGAGGCCUAACUUAAAAAAUGAUCUAAUAAUUAUAUUAAUAUUAAAGAUGUAAUCGUUAUUAAGCUUCUAACCUAACCUUCUGAUUAAAGGGUGGAAUAAUAUAUUUUGUUCUUUCUUAUAAUAGUUUUUAAAACUACUCAUAAAAUUAUAUUAAACUGUUUUUCAUAAUUGAAUGAUCACAUCAGCAUUAGAUAAUAUAAUAUCCAUGACCCUCCAUUAUUAUUUUAUUUGUAAAUAUAGGCAAGUCGAUGGGCCGCUAAAUUAGUAACAUACAAAAAGUAGAAUAAAUAACUGGAAGACUUUGGGAAAAAAAACAAUUCAAAAAAGAGACAAAAAAUUUAUUAGUAAUAACAGUAAUACAAGAAUCUCAUGAUUUGAGUAAAUAGGUGUCAUAUUUUACAAUGUACCGAUGUAUCCAUGGGUUCCAAAUAUGAGGGUAACCAGUAACCACUGGUCUGAUCAGCAGAGCGGCAAACUCACAGAAAACUUAUGUCCUUUUUUGAUUUAAAUUAUUUUAAUGACUUAAGUCAUUUGAUUUUAAGUCAUAUUUUAAAAACUGACUUAAGACUAAUUUUCAAAAUGGAUAAAUGAUGAUCAAAAUCACUGGCAUUCGCUAUCGUCAUGCGUCAUAGUAAAAUGUCAUGUCUAGUUUUAAAUAAAUUUUCAUAAACAAAGUAAAAUCAUAAUUUUUUACCUUGUUUACUUUAUUAAAAUCAGUAUAGAGUAUAAUAUAUUAUAUUCUUAGAAAGCCCAUAACAAGGCAAAUGAUUAAAAGAAAUAAUAUACAGGGUAUCCCAUUAAAAUAUUACAUAAGUUUGGGUCAUAUUUAAAGAAUCAAAAAUUUUUACAUCAAAAAUCUAAUCAUGCUACUCAAUUCUACAUGGAAAACUCUUCUAAGAUAUCCGAGGUACGAGGGGAGUCGAGAAUUGCAAUUUCAAAAUUGCCCUGUAUUUCAGGAACUAAAAAGACUAGUUACUUAGUUAUUUUAUAUUUCUGACGUCCCUAGCUAUACUUGUUAAGUUGUACCAUCUUUAGUU
This is a messenger RNA of Sitophilus oryzae (rice weevil), 2313 nucleotides long. RefSeq lists its product as uncharacterized. Lineage: Eukaryota; Metazoa; Arthropoda; Insecta; Coleoptera; Curculionidae. The record is from RefSeq and is a predicted model, not a curated record.